Thlaspi arvense is the source of this 276-nucleotide messenger RNA. The record is from the annotation of a GenBank genome assembly. NCBI's taxonomy places the organism in Eukaryota, Viridiplantae, Streptophyta, Magnoliopsida, Brassicales, Brassicaceae.
AUGGCCAAUAUGGGAUUCCGACAAGAUGCCCAUGUGGUGGAUAUAUCAAGCACGAUGUAUCUCCUUCUCCAAAAUUUAAACACGAUUUCGAUACUCAACCAGGCAGAUGAUGGACUCCACUUGCGUGAGCCAUGGGUUUUCAGAGUCGAACAAGAGAUUGAGAAGCUAGUUACGAAAGUUGAAGAGCAGAGCAAGACGAUUAAAGAAAUGCGAAAACAGAUUCAGAUCCAAGCCGAAGAGAUAGCCAAGCUCAAUGUUGUACAACAAUUUCCUUAG